Rosa chinensis is the source of this 1665-nucleotide messenger RNA. Its product is annotated as pre-mRNA-splicing factor ATP-dependent RNA helicase DEAH1-like. NCBI's taxonomy places the organism in Eukaryota, Viridiplantae, Streptophyta, Magnoliopsida, Rosales, Rosaceae. The transcript has a single exon. Gene Ontology annotation, cellular component: intracellular anatomical structure; catalytic step 2 spliceosome. Gene Ontology annotation, molecular function: RNA binding. The coding region runs from base 1 to 1566 and encodes 521 amino acids. The record is from RefSeq and is a predicted model, not a curated record.
AUGGUGGAUGAGGCCCAUGAGAGAACACUCUCUACUGAUAUUCUAUUUGCAUUAGUAAAGGAUAUUGCUCGAUUUCGACCCAGUUUUAAGCUGCUUAUCUCGAGUGCAACACUUGAUGCUGUGAAGUUCAGUAAUUAUUUUGAUUAUGCCCCAAUUUUCAACAUUCCAGGGAGGCGGUUUCCUGUUGAUAUAUACCACACAAAAGCACCAGAAGCUGAUUACUUAGAUGCUGCAAUUGCUGCUGCAAUUCAAAUCCAUGUCAGGGAACCACCUGGAGACAUAUUGGUCUUCCUCACAGGUCAAGAAGAUAUAGAAACAGCAAGCGAAACAUUAAAGUACAGGACAAGUGGUCUCGGGAGAAAUAUAUCAGAGCUGAUUAUCUGUCCCAUAUAUGCAAACCUGCCUACUGAGCAGCAAGCAAAAAUUUUUGAGCCCACACCUGAAGGGGCUAGAAAGGUUGUCCUUGCCACAAACAUAGCUGAAACUUCUCUGACUAUUGAUGGGAUCAAAUAUGUCAUCGACUGUGGCUAUUGCAAGAUGAAGUCCUAUAAUCCAAGGACUGGAAUGGAGUCAUUGCAAGUCACUCCCAUCUCAAAGGCAUCAGCAAGGCAGAGGGCAGGUCGAUCUGGUCGAACAGGCCCUGGUAAGUGUUUCCGGUUAUAUACUGUUGACAGUUAUAUUCAUGAAUUAGAUGAUACCACAAUACCUGAAAUACUAAGGACUAACCUGGCAAAUGUUGUUCUUAGGCUUAAGAGCCUUGGUAUCCAUGACUUGAUACAUUUUGAUUUUAUGGAUCCGCCACCAUCGGAAGCAUUACUAAAAGCCCUUGAACUGUUAUUUGCUUUAUCUGCAUUGAAUAAAAUGGGAGAGUUGACUAAAGUUGGUAGGCGGAUGGCAGAGUUUCCACUUGAUCCAAUGCUAUCUAAGAUGGUAGUUGCUUCUGACAGGUACAAUUGCUCAAACGAGAUCAUUUCUAUUGCUGCCAUGCUUUCUGUCGGUAAUUCAAUCUUUUAUCGUCCAAAGGACAAACAAGUCUAUGCUGACAAUGCAAGACGGACUUUUCACACUGGGGACACAGGAGAUCACAUUGCCUUGCUUAAUGUUUACAAUACAUGGACCGAAACAAACUACUCAAGUCAAUGGUCUUACGAAAACUAUAUAAAUGCUAGGAGCAUGAAAAGAGCAAGAGAUAUCAGGGAUCAACUUAAGAGACUCUUGGAGAGGGUCGAGAUUGAGCUAACCUCAAAUCUUGACGAUUUAGAGUCUAUAAAGAAGGCCAUUACAUCAGGUUUCUUCCCUCAUUGUGCAAGGCUGCGAAAGAAUGGAUCUUAUAAAAUAGUCAAACAUCAACAGGUUGCCUCCAUACACCCCAGCUCAGGCUUGUCACAGGAGUUUCCGACAUGGGUUUUAUACCAUGAACUGGUGCUUACAUCCAAGGAAUACAUGAGACAGGUAACAGAGUUGAAGCCCGAGUGGUUGCUGGAAAUAGCUCCACAUUAUUACCAACUAAAGGAUGUCGAUGCUGCUUUGACCUUCAAGAAAACGUCUAAUGGCAAUGUAGUAUGAAUUCUAUAUAAUGUAUUGAUCUAUUGCAAUUAUUAUGAAUUCUUGUGUAUUCUUAAUUAUAUAGAUGAAUAAAAACACACUUUUCAAUAGUUUAUAGUA